Messenger RNA from Solanum dulcamara, 816 nucleotides. RefSeq names its product ergosterol biosynthetic protein 28. Gene Ontology annotation, molecular function: protein-macromolecule adaptor activity. The coding region runs from base 99 to 488 and encodes 129 amino acids. Lineage: Eukaryota; Viridiplantae; Streptophyta; Magnoliopsida; Solanales; Solanaceae. Gene Ontology annotation, cellular component: endoplasmic reticulum; membrane. The record is from RefSeq and is a predicted model, not a curated record. The transcript has 3 exons.
UUGGUAGUUGAAAAUAGGAACCGGGGCGGAGGAAACAAGAAAGUGCGUGUGUGGUGAGAGAGAAAAAGAGAUAAAGGAAGAGAGAGAGAGAAAGCGAGAUGGAGCUGCUGGGAUGGUGGUUGAUGCUAGUGGGUACCCUUCGGCUUGCAUCGGUAUGGUUCGGUUUCGUCGACAUUUGGGCUCUUCGUCUCGCUGUUUUCUCCAAAACCACCAUGACAGAAGUUCAUGGGAGGACAUUUGGAGUGUGGACUCUUCUAACCUGCACUCUUUGCUAUCUUUGUGCAUUUAACCUUCAUGACAGACCGUUGUAUUUGGCAACCAUUUUAUCAUUCGUCUAUGCCUUUGGUCAUUUCUUGACAGAGUUCUUGAUCUAUCAAACAAUGGAAAUAAAAAAUCUGGUCACUGUUGGUAUAUUUGCAGGCACAUCUAUAGUUUGGAUGUUGUUGCAGUGGAAUGCACACCAACAGGUCAAAACCAAGAGUCAAUAGAACCAAAUCAACAGCAGUGGCUUUAAGCAGAUAUAUCGGAUCCUUUCGACCUAUGCCUUUGCUGCUGCAAUUUAAGGCCUCAAAGUUUUAGAUGGGAAGCAUGCUUUCAUGGUUGAGCUCCGAAAGAAUCCCUCUUGGAACUUUUUGGUCACAAUUUUCUCAUUGUAAUGUCUCAAUGCCUUCUUUAUUUCUGAUUGGCUUUUGUAACAAUGCGAAAGAUUAUAUGUCUUUCAAACUUAUUUUAUUGGAAAUUUUGAGACUACUUUCUUAAACGUAGAAUGACCCAAGUUUUUGUUUUCUACUAGUAUUAUUUUAUGCAAGUGGAUCC